This is a messenger RNA of Aegilops tauschii subsp. strangulata, 666 nucleotides long. RefSeq names its product alpha-amylase/trypsin inhibitor-like. Lineage: Eukaryota; Viridiplantae; Streptophyta; Magnoliopsida; Poales; Poaceae. The record is from RefSeq and is a predicted model, not a curated record. Gene Ontology annotation, molecular function: serine-type endopeptidase inhibitor activity.
GCCUCUCUCAAUCCAUACAUGUAGCUGCUUAGCUGCAGAUCAUGGACACUAUCCUUGCCCAUUAGGCCAAGAGAUUGAAUCAACGACAAAUAAACUAUCAAUGGCAUCCAACCAUCGUCGCUUCCUCCUCUCCGGCGCCGUCUUGCUCUCAGUCCUCGCCGCCGUGGCCGCCCUGGAGAGCGUUGAGGACGAGUGCCAGCCAGGGGUGGCCUUCCCGCACAACGCAUUAGCCACCUGCCACACCUACGUGAUCAAACGGGUCUGCGGCCGCGGUCCCAGCCGGCCCAUGCUGGUGAAGGAGCGGUGUUGCCGGGAGCUGGCGGUCGUCCCGGAUUACUGCCGGUGCGAGGCACUGCGCGUCCUCAUGGAUGGGGUGCGCGCGGAGGAGGGCCACGUGGUGGAGGGCCGCCUUGGUGACAGACGUGACUGCCCGAGGGAGGCGCAGCGGGAGUUCGCCGCCACGCUGGUCACGGCGGCGGAGUGCAACCUGCCGACCGUCUCGGGAGUCGGGAGUACACUUGGUGCGACCGGCAGAUGGAUGACGAUCGAAUUGCCCAAGUAAUGAAGCGAUCAAGCGAAGUACUCUACUGGCAGAUGGAGUACUGCAUGUAGAAUAAAAGUACUCAAGUGAAAACAAAUAAAUAAAGCUUGUGAGCUGUAUGCGUA